This is a messenger RNA of Aspergillus brunneoviolaceus CBS 621.78, 1001 nucleotides long. RefSeq names its product class II fructose-bisphosphate aldolase. The record is from RefSeq and is a predicted model, not a curated record. Lineage: Eukaryota; Fungi; Ascomycota; Eurotiomycetes; Eurotiales; Aspergillaceae. Gene Ontology annotation, molecular function: aldehyde-lyase activity; zinc ion binding. Gene Ontology annotation, biological process: carbohydrate metabolic process. Bases 40 to 906 code for a protein of 288 amino acids. The transcript has a single exon.
ACUCCAUCCAAUCCCCCCUCCUCCCAACCUAACACCAAGAUGCCUCCUCUAACCGAAAACCGCGCCAUCCCCCUCCUCGACCACGCCGCCGCCAACCACUACGGCAUCCCCGCCAUGUGCUGCUACAACGUGGAAGGCAUCCUGGCGACCGUGCGCGCCGCGGAAGCGAAGCGCUCGCCGGCCAUGAUCCUGCUCUUCCCCUGGGCCAUCGACUACGCGGGGGCGAUCCUCGUGCACGCGGCGGCCGAGGCCGCGCGGGGCGCCUGCGUCCCCGUCACGGUGCACCUGGACCACGCGCAGUCGCCGGCGAUCAUCCGCCGGGCGGCCGACAUGGGCGGGUUCGACAGCAUCAUGAUCGACAUGUCGCACUACUCGAGGGCGGAGAACCUUUCGCUGACGCGCGAGCUGGUGGCGUACUGCCACGCGCGGGGCAUCGCCACGGAGGCCGAGCCGGGCCGCAUCGAGGGCGGCGAGGAUGGGGUCUCCGACACGGCGGACCUGGAGGGCCUGCUGACGACCCCCGAGGAGAGUCUGGAGUUCGUGGACACGGGCAUCGAUUGGCUGGCCCCCGCGUUCGGCAACGUGCACGGCAGCUAUGGGCCCCGUGGCGUCGUGCUGGAGUAUGAUCGCCUCCAGAGGAUCCAGGAGACGGUGGAGCCCCACGGCACGCGGCUGGUGCUGCAUGGCGCCGAUCCGUUCACCGAGGAGAUCUUCCGGAGGUGCAUCGGUUGCGGGGUCAGUAAGGUGAAUAUCAAUAAGGUGUUGAACAAUGAGUAUGUGCGCGUGCAGGCGGAGAAGGCUGGCAGUGCGCCCUUGACGGCGGUCAUUGAGGAGGCUACCGCGGAGAUGCAGAAGGCCGUCGAGCGGUGUAUUGAUAUGCUGGGGUCCGCGGGGAGGUAUCCUUGAUUGGGGGGUGUAUGGGUCUUACUAUUGUGUAUACAGGGUGGCGUUGACUCGGCUUAUCAUGGACAAUCAGCUGCGGGUGAAUAUAAUAUAUAUUG